GCCUGACUCCUGAGACUGGAUAGCUCCAUCAGCCCGCAGAGUGAGCUAGACUGGACGGCUGAGCCAGACGGUAUCCUGAGCACCCAACAAGCCCAUGCCACGGCCAGAUCCCUCCCCCAGGCCAGGGGCUCUCCUGCCUAUGCUCCUGGCUCUCCUUGGUGUGGCUUGGGCAGAGGUAUGGACGCCCCAGCCGCAAGAGCAGGCUUCAGUGCCCAGAGCCCUGAGUAGGAGGGAGAGUUUCCUGCUCCUCUCCCUGCACAAUCGCCUGCGCAGCAUGGUCCAGCCCCCUGCGGCCAACAUGCAGAGAAUGGACUGGAGUGAGAGCUUAGCCCAACGGGCUCAAGCGAGGGCAGCUCUCUGUGGCACCCCAGCCCCGAGCCUGGCGUCUACCCCACAGGUGGGCUGGAACGAGCAACUGUGGCCCGCAGGUUUGGUGUCCUUUGUUGAAGUGGUCAGCCUGUGGUUUGCAGAGAGGCAGCAGUACAGCCACGCAGAGGCCGAGUGUGCCCACAAUGCCACCUGCACCCACUAUACUCAGCUUGUGUGGGCCACCUCGAGCCAGCUGGGCUGUGGGCAGCAUCUGUGCUCUGUGGGCCAGGCAGCCAUGGAAGCUUUUGUCUGUGCCUACUACCCUGGAGGCAACUGGGAGAUCAAUGGGAAGACGAUCAUCCCCUAUAAGAAGGGCGCCUGGUGUUCCCUCUGCACAGCCAGGGUCUCUGGCUGCUUCAAAGCCUGGGACCAUGAAGGGGGGCUCUGUGAGGUUCCCAGGAACCCAUGUCGAAUGAGCUGCCGGAACCAUGGACAUCUUAAUACCAGCACCUGCCACUGCCAUUGCCCCCCAGGAUACACAGGAAGAUACUGCCAAGUGCGGUGCAGCGUGCAGUGCGUGCAUGGCCGGUUCCGUGAGGAGGAGUGCUCCUGCAUCUGCCACGUGGGCUACGGGGGAGCCCAGUGUGCCACCAAGGUGCACUUUCCCUUCCACACCUGUGACCUGAGGAUCGAUGGAGACUGCUUCAUGGUGUCUUCAGAGGCAGACACCUACUACAGAGCCAAGAUGAAAUGCCAGAGAAGAGGCGGGGUGCUGGCCCAGAUUGAGAGCCAGAAAGUACAGGACAUCCUGGCCUUCUACCUGGGCCGCCUGGAGACCACCAAUGAGGUGACUGACAGCGACUUUGAGACCCGGAACUUCUGGAUUGGACUCACCUAUAAGACCACCAAGGAUUCCUUCCGCUGGACCACCGGGGAGCACCAGGCCUUCACCAGUUUUGCCUUUGGACAGCCUGACAACCAGGGGUUUGGCAACUGUGUGGAGCUGCAGGCAUCAGCCGCCUUCAACUGGAAUGACCAACGCUGUAAAACCCGAAACCGUUACAUCUGCCAGUUUGCUCAGGAGCACAUUUCCCGGUGGGACCCAGGACCCUGAGGCUUGGCCAGCACCUCCCCUGCUUGCCCCUGGCUACACCCACUUUGUUCGCCCGUUUGCCUACCUGUCUG
Otolemur garnettii (small-eared galago) is the source of this 1494-nucleotide messenger RNA. RefSeq names its product C-type lectin domain family 18 member A. The record is from RefSeq and is a predicted model, not a curated record. The transcript is spliced from 12 exons. Bases 95 to 1423 code for a protein of 442 amino acids. NCBI's taxonomy places the organism in Eukaryota, Metazoa, Chordata, Mammalia, Primates, Galagidae.